Messenger RNA from Naumovozyma dairenensis CBS 421, 345 nucleotides. RefSeq names its product peptidylprolyl isomerase FPR1 (gene FPR1). NCBI's taxonomy places the organism in Eukaryota, Fungi, Ascomycota, Saccharomycetes, Saccharomycetales, Saccharomycetaceae. Bases 1 to 345 code for a protein of 114 amino acids. The record is from RefSeq and is a predicted model, not a curated record. The transcript has a single exon. Gene Ontology annotation, molecular function: peptidyl-prolyl cis-trans isomerase activity.
AUGUCUGAAGUUAUUGAAGGUAACGUUAAAAUCGAUAGAUUAAGUCCAGGUGAUGGUGUCACUUUCCCAAAGGUUGGUGAUUUAGUCACUAUCCAUUACACAGGUACUUUAGAAAACGGUCAAAAAUUCGAUUCCUCCUUGGACAGAGGUUCUCCAUUCCAAUGUAACAUUGGUGUCGGUCAAGUCAUCAAAGGUUGGGAUGUCGGUAUUCCAAAAUUAUCAGUUGGUGAAAAGGCUAGAUUAACUAUCCCAGGUGCUUACGCUUACGGUGAACGUGGUUUCCCAGGUUUAAUCCCACCAAUGGCUACUUUGAUCUUUGAUGUCGAAUUAUUGAAGGUUAACUAA